AUAACAAACCUGCAACACCCUAACGACAGCGUCACCCAGGCCAGUGAAAACGCUAAAAAAGCAAAUUUCACAGCACACACUGGAACACGGAUUCAGUUCACGGCACGGCAACACGAACGGCGCACGCGAAUCGGUGAUCCGGAAAGUUUUGCCAAUUUCUUCAUCACGGGACGAGAUCGAGACACACGGGGGACAUCCGCGAGAGAUAGAACCAAGAGCUAGGCUAGAGAGAGAGAGAGGGCUAGUGCACAAAUGAGGAAUAGGCGUCAGUGAAGUGUUUUCACCGUGAAAGAAAAGUGCCAGAAAAUAUAGGCAAUAGUGCGUGCAGCAAACUGGGACACGUUGCGUUAUAUGUGGAAAACUUUCAGGCGCCGAGACAACGAUUGAGACGGUUGAGGAGAAUAGUGACCAUCGGUUAUCAGCACGUGCUGUUCGGAGAAUGCGAUAGUGAAUGUACGAAAUAAAUGAGCGGAAAAGUUUUUGGUCGUUAUGAAAUUCGAUUGAUUCUUAUGAGGAAAAUUAUAUAGCAAUGGGUUCAUGAACAAUUUCAUCGGAUUGCAAGUGAGACAUAACAGUGGUGGAAAGGAUACGGGGUUACGUGCGGGGGUAACGAAAUAACAGCAGUACCACCACCACCACAGUCCAACCCGCCGAAGUGGAAGGGCAAAGCGCUGCCAACAACAAAGGAAAAAAAAAACUCCAUAAGCAUAACUAAGACCAAAACAGGCAGUGCAAUAAAUUCAAAUGAGUACAUCUAAACUACGUGGAAAAUCGGCAAUACAUAUCAAUGACAGCGUAAUCAGUUCUAAUUCCAACAAUUCGCAUAAUACGUUGCUCAAAAUUGAAUCCGUUGUGCCAAAGCUAACGACUCGCGGAAAUAAUUCGAAUAAUUUCAAUCACUCGUCUCGAUUGAAAACAUUUCACCGAUCGCACAGUACGCUUAGCACAUCCUAUUUAAAGAAGGUUAGCGAAAAACGAGUAUUCGUACCUCGUGAGGCAGCAGGUGACCGAGGUAGAGAAUCUCCAAGGGACCAACAACCACAAAGCCAAAACGACCCUCAGCCAGAUGGAUCGGUACUGGUUCAAAAUGGAGUCACAACAAUAAAACGGACCGAGAAGGACCGCGACAAACAUCCAGACCGUGUCAACCUAGAUCGCAAGGGCCUUAGUUCCAUUCCCAUCAUCGAUGAUGAGCCAAACCUUCGGCUAUUAUCACUGCAACACAACCUUAUCAAUACCUUCCACAUACCAGCAGAGACCGAUACGAACAACAAUGAACCCAAGAUACCUGCAUCACCUCCACCCUCACCCAAGACGUCACCUUCCGGGCUACAAAAGAGCAGUGCGAACCCUUCUAGCAACACUACAACUAAAGAUAGCCCCUCCUCCAGCCCCACUAGCAACUCCACUACAGUCACUGCCGCAUCCACCAAUAAUUCCCUAAACAUUACCAAUCGCAAUACAAAGCAACUUCUGCGACAAAAAUCCACAUCCCGCAGCCAGCUGUACUUGAACAAUAACAACCUUAACUAUCUAGCUGGCAAAGUAACCUUGAGUGCUAAGCCUCUCAACGGUCAGUCCCCAGUAUGUGCCACAAGCCCAACGAACACGUUCCUUCAGAAGCCUUCUUCCAUCCUGCUGAGUGCUCAACAUCGCAACAUGCUGAAGAAAUCCAACAGUUUCAUAAGCAACGCCACGCUAUUCCCCUCACCGCCAACGCACCAACAGCAAUCCUCCAACUUACUGAAGCUGAAAAACAAACUGCUACUAACACCUUCCUUCAGUAUCGAUAACCUAAAUAGCGCUAACGAAACGACUGCCGUCCAUGAAUCCACUAGUAACAGUAACAACAACAGCGGCAAAACAACGCCAACAAAUGCAGCCCCUGCAACAAAUGGGGUUAACCACUUCGUCAAUCCGCAAACUCACAUCUCCCCAAUACUUUCCGCAGCCGAACCACGAUACAACCUCCAGAAUUUAGUAUUUCUCGAUCUGUACGACAACCAGAUUGAGAAAAUAUGCUGUCUCGAUGGUUUGAAAUGUCUCACCGUACUUCUUUUGGGCAAAAAUCGAAUCACCGAAAUUAGUGGACUCACAUCGCUCCGUCAAACUCUUCGAGUACUGGACCUUCACGGAAACAAGAUCUCCAACAUUGCAUCAAAGAUCAAUCAACUGCAGGAAUUGAAAUCACUCAACCUUGCCGGUAAUCAGCUUCGUCAGAUUCACAGCAGUGACUUCAAUGGACUGGUAAACCUCAAAGAGCUCAAUUUAAAGCGAAACCGCAUCAAGAAAAUCCACGGUUUCGAUGAUCUUCGGAGUCUCGAACGCCUUUGGUUAUGCCACAAUGAUCUGCAGUGCGUCGAAGACAUGGCCGCCAUUGCCAAAGCAAUCAAUCUCAAGGAGGUCACCAUCGAAAACAAUCCUGUUUCGCUAGCCGGAGACUGCGUAUCGUUUUUGGUGAGUUACCUACCCGGAUUAGUUUCGCUUAGUCAGAUGCAAAUCACAGAGCAGGUGCGUCGAGCCGCCUCCGCAUGGCGCAAGAAUAAGGAACUGUCCGACAUGAACUACUCAAACUUAUCCACGGAUGUGUGUCAAAGUAUACGACGUGAGGAGAUUAUCUCCAACGCCCGCACCAACUGGGAGCUGUUGAGGUCCCAACAGUCAACCGCCUGUCGGAAUGUCCAACGGACUGCUGUCGGUGCCAAAGACGUCGAGAUGGAUCUUAACAACAGCAACCUCUCGGACAUAAAUCGAAAUGGUAAAACAAAAAAAGCUCCACCCAACACCAAUGGAAAUGUUGUGAACAACAACCAUAGAAAUCCAAGGACGGCUGCAAAGAAGCCACCUCCCAGUAAAAAACUCAUUCGUUCAUCAUCGCAGGAUAAUUCAGGAUCACAACUAUCCGAACAAGGAGGCGAAGAUUACUUUCGACUGCCACCUAUUCUUGCGCCAUUCCUUGAACAGACUCCAACUACUAUUGCCUCGACUAAUAAAAUAGAAUCGUCAGAGUCAAGCAACGGCCAAAAUCCUGACUCUAGCAUUUCUAGUGCUCUCAGCUCCGACAACGAGGAAUUAAAUGUCAAGGAAAUUGAGAAGGACGUGGAGACUAGUCAUGCUUGUGUCAACGAAACCGUUGAAGCUCCGAUCAAAAUGAUUGAACCCCCAUCGCCAAAGGAUAUUCCCAGUGAAAUGCCUGAAAAGGUCCAAGAGAACGGAAACAGCAAUUCAGACUCCGGACGAGGGACGUCCGAAACAUCUUCAAGUACGAAUCAAUUGGAUGAGCUAAACAAUGACAAAGUGUCCACUCUGUCUACAGUAUCCAAUAAAACAACGUCCGAUUCGGUUAUUACAACUUCGUCCAUAUCAGAAAAUGACUCAAACCGCGCAACUAUUUCACAAAAACCGAAAUCAGUCGGUCCAGUGAAACGAUACGGAAUAGGAACACUGGUUCGGACAAACACCACUCGAAGUAACGCAGUCAUGAACAACGUCAAUAGUCUAGCAAAUUCAUCAAACCUGGCAAGUUCAACCACGGUGAACACCAAUCCUUCUGCUCCUUCCAGCAUAGCUGGUACCGCCACGACUAACAGUAACUACGUGCCGCCCACCAAGUCGAAACUUAACGAACGGGAACGCGAGCAAGGUGGGGACUAUCUCAUCGAAAUUUGCGGACGUUACUUGAACGUCUACGGAAUGGGUGCCCUCAAGUUCAUCGACAAGCAGUGGAACAUGACGAAGGCCUCCGAUGUGCACACAGUCAAGUUCAGCUACAUCAACUUCAACAGCAUCACAGCGAUUCUCUGCCGGAUAAAGAUCCGCUUCGUGAACGCCGAAAACUUCAUCUUUCGAGAAACGAACAUCACCUGUCUGGGUCAAAUCAACGCACUUGCCGAAAGUCAAGGGAUAGCUUCGUUGACUAUUGACCCGGAAGGUAAUCCAAUCACCAGCAAACCUUGGCGCAAUUACGCUAUCUACCGGCUGUCCCAUUGGGGCCUAAAACAGAUCAACGGUAUUGAAAUCACCGAAGACGAGGUCCAAGAUGCGGAAACAAUGUACGCCGGCCUAUCGGAUCUGGUACUGUGGUCCUUACCAGAAGGUUUGCUACAACCUCUUCUGCAGCGGUUACGACUCGAGGAAACUGCCCAUGCCACAAAAAUGACCGCCAAGGAGUGGUUGAUGCAAGCUGAUUCCUCGCUCAAAAAUAUUGUCGGAAAGGAAGCACUUCAGUGGAAGAAACACAGCACCAGCCAAGAUGAUGCCGUGAUGCGUGCCAAGGGAAAAGCCUAUUUUGCACGAAUGCUGGACAACACCUGCAAUGCCGUCGACAAGCUGCAACAGUUGGAUCACACGUGGCCCACACUGCUCAUGGAGCUCAUACGCAACACCUUGAUCGACUACUCGCAGAUUGAUGUCUACGUGCGAAAUAUGAUGCUAGAAUUGCUGAAAUGAUGUACUGCCGCUGGAAGAUCACAUCUUUCCAGCACAACUGCCGCUAAUUCUACUACUACCACUACUACGACUGCUAUCACUACUAAUCCAACCAACCCUGCAACGACCAAAAGGGUCCUGGUACUGAGACGAAUCAAACAACGUUGCGAGAAACAUUAGACCGCCUUCCGAGGCGAGUCCCCUGUGUUCAGUCAGAUGUCUAAGAUUCUCGGAGAAUCGGAGCCGAAGGGUCUCGGUGCCGUUACGAUUUCCGAAUACGGACGUUCUGUAGAUUUCUACUUUUUUCUCCAAAUUUUUGGCUAUUCCGUAGAGCAGAAAGGUAGCGCUAGAGAAACGUAGUGUGCUAGAUAGAAUAGGCAAUAGCAGCAGUUUUGUUUUAGUUUAUAAGCAAUGCUAGCAAAAAAUUUCUCUACUCACCGUUAGGUUGUUUACCAUUUGUACAAAUGUGGUUAUUUUAAACAACAAUAAAAUGAAUCUCUGAACCUAAA
Aedes albopictus (Asian tiger mosquito) is the source of this 4937-nucleotide messenger RNA. Its product is annotated as GATA zinc finger domain-containing protein 7. The record is from RefSeq and is a predicted model, not a curated record. The transcript is spliced from 2 exons. Gene Ontology annotation, molecular function: protein binding. Lineage: Eukaryota; Metazoa; Arthropoda; Insecta; Diptera; Culicidae. Bases 745 to 4449 code for a protein of 1234 amino acids.